This is a messenger RNA of Colletotrichum navitas, 671 nucleotides long. RefSeq lists its product as uncharacterized. Bases 86 to 475 code for a protein of 129 amino acids. NCBI's taxonomy places the organism in Eukaryota, Fungi, Ascomycota, Sordariomycetes, Glomerellales, Glomerellaceae. The transcript has a single exon. The record is from RefSeq and is a predicted model, not a curated record.
ACUGACACUACUCGAUGAAAAUCGAGACAUAUCCACGGUAGCCAGAUAGAUCUACAACGCAUACAAACGUAAAGCGCAAUCGAACAUGACCCCGCUCCCCUCCCCGGGUGCCAUCGACUCCAUAAGCAGAGUCAUCGACGGCAUCGUCGAUCCCCCACAGCCAUCGGGGCCUUACCGAGCCUGGGGCCGACCGACUUGCCAUUCGAGCGAUGUAGCUCUGGAAACGCCCAGCCCCGUCUUCGUGUCCCGCUUCCAAGGCCGCAGAAGUGGUGAGAGAAAAUAUGGCAGGAGCGACUUGGACCACCUUAGCCAGCGAGGCGUGUGUGUACGCCAGCUAGCUAGCCAGCCCGCCCGUCCAUACAUCGUGGGAAGCUUCUCCUCGGACGCUUUCAUCUCUUUCCCCAUCCAGACCGGUCACGGGCGGAUCCCUCCACAGCCGCAACAGGAGCUGCAUCGCUUGAUGAUGAGACCUUGAACUGGACAAGCGCAGGGGCAAGGUCAGAGAUACCGAGAAAGCACGGAUCGGCCUGAUGCCCCUGAUCGGCUCCUGUCUUCGCGCGACCCCCUAUCAUCGGUCACAGUACUGUGCGGUGGAACCGACAACGCCAAGUUUGGCAGCCCGCGAUGUCUCGCCUUGUCCUUGUCUGCCUAUAAUGGCGUGCGUCGAAGGG